AUGUCGACGUGGGGAGAGUAUUUCCGGGUUACGACCUAUGGCGAAUCCCACUGCCGCUCUGUCGGCUGCAUCGUCGACGGCUGCCCCCCAGGCAUGCAACUCACAGAAGACGACAUCCAGCCCCAAAUGACCCGCCGACGCCCCGGCCAGAGCGCGCUGACGACCCCGCGAAACGAAAAGGACCGCGUCGAGAUUCAGUCGGGAACGGAAUUCGGAGUCACCCUGGGAACACCGAUUGGCAUGAUGGUCCGCAACGAGGACCAGAGACCCAAGGACUACGGCGGCAGCACGAUGGAUCUGUACCCUCGCCCCAGCCAUGCGGAUCUGACUUACCUCGAAAAGUACGGUGUCAAAGCUAGCAGUGGUGGUGGCCGUAGCAGUGCCCGUGAGACAAUUGGUCGUGUUGCCGCCGGUGCUAUCGCGGAGAAGUACUUGCGUCUUUCGCACGGCGUUGAGAUUGUGUCGUUCGUCUCCUCUGUCGGCAAUGAGCACCUCGUCCCCCCGACCUCCGAGCACCCCACCGCCUCCACGAACCCCGAAUUCCUCAACCUCUUGGAAACCAUUGACCGCCAGACCGUCGACUCCUUCGCGCCCACCCGCUGCCCCAGCGAAGAAGCCGCCGCACGCAUGACCAAGGUCAUCGAGAAAUAUCGCGACAACCACGACAGCAUCGGUGGCACAGUCACCUGCGUUAUCCGCAACGUCCCCAUCGGCCUUGGCGAGCCCUGCUUCGACAAGCUCGAGGCCAAGCUCGGACACGCCAUGCUUUCCAUUCCCGCGACCAAGGGCUUCGAAAUCGGCUCUGGCUUCGGCGGUUGCGAAGUUCCCGGCUCGAUUCACAACGACCCCUUCGUCGCCUCUGAGGUUGAGUCCCGCACCGGCACUGCCACCACUACCAAGCAGCGCCUGACAACCCGCACCAACAACUCCGGCGGUAUCCAGGGUGGUAUUUCGAACGGCGCAUCGAUCUACUUCCGCGUCGCGUUCAAGCCUCCCGCGACUAUCGGGCAGGCGCAGGAAACCGCGCAGUACGAUCUGACUACUGGUGUGUUGGAGGCCAAGGGUAGACAUGACCCGUGCGUUGUGCCGAGAGCUGUUCCCAUUGUUGAGGCUAUGGCUUCGUUGGUUGUCAUUGAUGCGUUGAUGGCGCAGUAUUCGAGGGAGAAUGCACGGAGUUUGCUGCCGCCGUUGCCGAAGGAUAUUCCUACUCGUCCUUAG
Messenger RNA from Aspergillus chevalieri, 1218 nucleotides. It is a transcript of the gene ARO2, whose product is annotated as bifunctional chorismate synthase/riboflavin reductase [NAD(P)H] ARO2. The record is from RefSeq and is a predicted model, not a curated record. Lineage: Eukaryota; Fungi; Ascomycota; Eurotiomycetes; Eurotiales; Aspergillaceae. The transcript is spliced from 2 exons. Bases 1 to 1218 code for a protein of 405 amino acids. Gene Ontology annotation, cellular component: cytosol. Gene Ontology annotation, biological process: aromatic amino acid biosynthetic process; chorismate biosynthetic process. Gene Ontology annotation, molecular function: FMN binding; chorismate synthase activity.